GGACGGGAGGGAGGAAGAGGAGGAGUUCUGCUGCUGAAUGAACUGGUUGUUGGAGUGAAGAACAGGAGCUGCUCAGAGAACUGAGGUUCUCCUCCUGCUGCUGGUUUCAUCAGGUUCCUCUGCUGCUUCCUCAGCAUGAUGAGUGACGGCCGACUGUCUGCAGCCGCUCCCUCCGUCUGUGAGGUAACAGCGCCACCAUCAGGACGCGUUUUCCUCAGCAGCGAACCUCCAGCCUUCGUCCUGCCUCCUCUCAACGUCAGGGUCAGCCUGGGGGGAGACGCCCGCCUGGAGGGCAAGGUGCAAGGUCAUCCUGAGCCACAGGUCACAUGGUACAGAGACGGAGAGGCGGUGAUUGGCGGAGAGCGCUACACGGUGGAGCGAGGUGGGCGUGGCACCUUCAGUCUGUUGGUGGGCGGAGUCACAGAGGAGGACCUGGGCUGCUACACCUGUCAGGCCACCAAUCAGGCGGGGAGCCGGCAGGCUACCGUGGAGAUCCUCCUGGAAGAAAACUAUGGGAAUAAAUACAUCCUGCCGUCCUGGAAGAGAUCCGGGUGCCGCUCCUCCAUCCCAGCACCGGAGAACCCGACCAGCAUCUGGAGCGAGAGUCCACCAAAGUUCAUCUCCAAGCCCAGCCGAGUGUUGGUCAGGCUGGGACAGAGCGGGAAGUUCUCCACCAAAGCCACAGGACGGCCACGGCCGCAGGUCACAUGGUACAAGGGGAAGAUGGAGAUUCAUCCCUGCGGUCGGAUCAGCGCGUACGAGCUGUCUGGCCGCCACUUCCUGGAGAUAAAGGAAGUCCAGGUGGAGGAUGCAGGAAGUUACACGUGUUCAGUCACCAACAGCGCCGGAACGGCCACCGCCAGCGCUGAGCUGAUAGUUCAGGGUGUUCCUGAAGCCUCGUCCAGCCUUCAUCCACCUGAGGAACCACCAGCCGGGAACCUGACGGAGGCCAGCGUUGCUCACAGGCCCAGCAGGUCUUCUGCAGAGCAGCAGCAGCAGGAUGGACAAACCGGGAGGAGAAAACCUCCUGCAGAGCGCCCUCGUGUGGCUGGAAGGAGUACUGCUGCUUCUCAGGUGCAGUCCGUCAGAGCUGAUCCAGUUCAGACCGGUUUAAUCCAGCUGCCGCCAGCUUCAUCAGGCUGCAACAGAGCUUUGAGGAGAUCCACCUCAGGUUCUGGGUUGCGGUUUGAAGCGGUUCCUUUGGACCAGGAGGCCACAGAGGGAUCACAGGUCUCAUUCACCUGCCAAGUCUCCUCUGAUGCUGACGCCAUGGUGACCUGGCUCAGAGACGGGAAGCCCUUGAAGACAGGACCGGGACUUCAGCAGAGACGGGACGGGACUCGUCUGAUUCUCACCAUGGACAGGGUGACGCAGGCGGACGACGGGACGUUCGGCUGUCAGCUGAUCACUCCAGAGGGACUCACGGUGGCCUCAGCAACAUGGAUGCUGCGCGUCAGCCGUGCGCCCAGGUCUCCAGUGUUCCUCCGCCUGCUGCAGGACUGCAGCGUAUCGGAGGGUCAGCCCAUCAGCCUGCAGGCCUGUGUGGAGGGGAAACCGGCCCCGAGCGUCAGCUGGCAGGUCAAUGGCCGUCCUCUUCCUCCUAGGACUUGGACCUCACAUGCUGGGGGUGUGACUGAGCUGGUGAUCCAGAACGCUUCCUGCCAUGAUGACGGUGUGUACACAUGUGUGGCGAAGAACAUCCAUGGCCAGGCAGAGAGCCACGCCCGGGUCCAGGUCAAAGGCGUGCUGCAGUCACAGAGGUCAGAGGUCGCAACAGCAGGUCGGGCUCCUCGCUUCACUGUCCCGCUGAGCGACCUGAAGGUGAUGGACGGCAGCAGAGUCUCCAUGACGGUGGAGCUGAGCGGUGAGCCCCCGCCUCUCGUUAUGUGGCUCCACAAUGGACAGGAGGUCUCUGAGUCGGAGGACUUCCACCUCCUCAGGGAGGAGAACCGCCACACUCUGCUGAUCCAGGAGGUUUUCCCAGAAGACACUGGGACCUACAGCUGCCGGGCCUGGAACCAGUACGGAGAGGACCGGACCCAGGCUCGGCUCAUCGUGGAAGAGCCUCAAGACGGCGUCCAGCCCUGGUUCAUCACAAAACCCAAACCGGUCAGCGCCGUCACGGGUCAGCACGUCCUGCUGUCCUGUGCCGUCGCCGGAGACCCGUUUCCACAUUACACAUGGACCAGAGCCGACCAGAACCGAGCGCUGAGCUCCGGGGGGGACUACGAGCUGCUGCAGAAGGAGGACGUCGUCUCGCUGCUCAUCAGACGGGUCCGAAAGCAUCACGCAGGAGACUACCUGAUCCGCCUGAGGAAUAAAGUGGGAGAGUGCAGCGCUGUGGCCCAGCUGUCCGUCACUGAAGGAGGACGAGGAGGAGGAGGAGGAGACAGGAGAGCUGCAGCAGCAGAAGGAAGUCCAGGAGAAGGAUCAGCUGGAGCUGCCUCGCUGAGAGGAGGUGACAGAGGAGGAGGAGGAGGAGGAGGAGGUGAAGGCAGCAGGGUCAGUCUGCAGAGGCAGGAGGCUGGUGAGGACCUCCACCUAGAGGAGCAGGAGAAGAAGGAGGAGGGUCUCCAGGCUGCUCCCCGAGGACUCCUCAAACGCUGCGUGGAAACGAGGGAGCGCGGCGAAGAGGAGCUCCGACAGAGGGAGGCGCAGCAGCUGGACUUUCGGUCGCUGCUGGGACGCCGAGAACUCCCGAGCAGCCGAGCCGACGCCGACCCCAACGCCCAGCAGAUGGAUUUUAAGGCCAACCUCAGGGGCGUCAAAGGCAAGGCGGAGGAGAAGGCCAACUCCCCGCAGCAGGUGGACUUCAGGAGCGUGUUGGGGAAGAAGGGCGCCGCCGGCGGCAACGGGGGCAAGCCGGCCGAGGCGCCGUCCAAGAGCCCGGCCGACUUCCGCUCCGUCCUCGCCAACAAGAAGAAGACGGCGAGCCCCGAGAAGAACGGAGAGAGCGAGAAGGUGAACAACUGCGUGGAUGGAAGCGUUCACGGCCAGAAGAGCGAGGCAGGAGGAGGAGGAGGAGGAGGAGGAGGGCUGGUCCCAGAGUUCGUGGAGAAGCUGAAGGACGUGACGGUGCUGGAUGGUCAGCGGCUCCGGCUGGAGUGCCGCCUGGCCUCCGCCGCCGCCGCUGACGUCUCCGUCACCUGGACGCUGGACGGGAAGACCAUCAAACCGUCCAAGUUCAUCAUCCUCGCCAACCAAGGUGGCCUCUGCUCUCUGACCAUCGACAAAGCUCUGCCGGAGGACGAAGGCCAGUACAAAUGCCGGGCUGAGAACUCUGCAGGCAGAGCAGAGUGUUCCUGCACGGUUCUAGUCGACGAUCCGCCAGAAAACUCUCCGUCCGACAAGAAGUCUAAGAAGGGAGCUCCGACCUCAGAGAGCGAAGCCAGGAUAAAGAAGCCAACUCCAAAGACUCCUCCCAAACAAGCUCUGCCUCCUCAGAUCCUCCAGUUCCCAGAAGACAUGAAGAUCCUCGCAGGAGAGAAGGUGGACAUCCUCUGCAAGUUCUCUGGAGCUCCGCCCAUCACCUGCACCUGGCUGAAGUUCAGGAAACCGAUCCAGGAGGGCUCCUCGGACAUCUCCAUAGAGAGCACAGACAGCAGCAGCAAGCUGACCAUCAGCAGCGGGCAGCAGGAGCACUGCGGCUGCUACACCAUCGAGCUGAGGAACGGCUACGGCCUCCGGCAGGCUGCCCUCAACCUCACCAUCGUGGAUAAACCCGACCCCCCGGCGAAGGUCCCCGCAGCCUCGGACAUCCGGCGCUCCAGCCUGACGCUGUCGUGGUACGGGCCGACCUACGACGGAGGCAGCGCCGUGCAGACCUACCACCUGGAGAUCUGGGACUCUGUGGACAAGCAGUGGAAAGAGCUGGUGUCCUGCAACAGCACCUCCUACAACGUCCAGAACCUCCUUCCGGAACGACAGUACAAGUUCCGGGUCCGAGCUCAGAACAUUUACGGCAUCGGAGAGCCGAGCGCCGAGUCUGAAGCUGUGACAGUGGGACUGGUGGACGACGAGAACCUGGAUGAUGCUGAGGCAGAGGAUGAGGAUGAAGAAAAAGAGCCAGAUUACAGAAACGUGACGAUCAGAACCGACGUGAAGGUGAAGGAGCUGUACGACGUGGAGGAGAGGCUGGGAACGGGGAAGUUCGGUCAGGUCUUCAAGCUGGUGGAGAAAGCUACGAAGAAGGUCUGGGCUGGGAAGUUUAUCAAAGCGUACUCGGCCAAGGAGAAAGAGAACGUGCGACAGGAGAUCUGCAUCAUGAACAGCCUCCAUCACCCCAAACUGGUCCAGUGCAUUGACGCCUUCGAGGGCAAGUCGGACAUCGUCAUGGUCCUGGAGAUGAUCUCAGGCGGCGAGCUGUUUGAGCGGAUCAUCGACGAGGACUUUGAGCUGACGGAGAGGGAGGUCAUUAAAUACAUGCUGCAGAUCAUCGACGGCGUCAACUUCAUCCACAAACAGGGGAUCGUCCACCUCGACCUCAAACCCGAGAACAUCAUGUGUGUCAACAAGACCGGCAGCAAAAUCAAACUCAUCGACUUCGGCCUCGCCCGCCGGCUGGAAAACGCUGGGACCCUGAAGGUUCUGUUCGGGACUCCAGAGUUUGUGGCUCCUGAAGUGAUCAAUUACGAAGCCAUUAGUUACCCCACAGACAUGUGGAGCAUAGGAGUCAUCUGUUACAUCCUGCUGAGCGGUCUGUCUCCAUUCAUGGGCGACAACGACAAUGAGACCCUGGCCAACGUCACCUCCGCCACCUGGGACUUUGAGGACGAGGCCUUUGAUGAAAUCUCGGAGAAUGCCAAAGACUUUAUCACCAACCUGCUGAAAAAAGACAUGAAGGCUCGGUUGACCUGCCCUCAGUGUUUUGAACACCCUUGGCUCAAGCAAGACACCAAUACCAUGAAGACCACCAAGCUGUCCAAGGAGAGGAUGAAGAAGUACAUCCUGAGGAGGAAGUGGCAGAAAACGGGUCACGCUGUUCGAGCUAUUGGCAGACUCUCCUCCAUGGCCAUGAUGGCUGGUGUUAGUGCCAAGAAGGGUUCGCCCACCGAAGAGGAUAAUCAGUUCCUGGAGUGUUUGGAGUACGAACAGAAGACAGAGAGCAAACCCACCUUCAGUGCAGUCAUCAAAGACGUGGAGGUGGUGGAAGGCAGCGCCGCUCGCUUCGACUGCAAGAUUGAAGGAUACCCUGACCCCGAGGUGGUUUGGUACAAAGACGACCAGCCGAUCAAAGAGACCCGACACUUCCAGAUCGACUACGACGAAGAAGGAAACUGCAGUCUGAUCAUUUCAGAGGUUUCAGGUGACGAUGACGCCAAGUACACGGUGAAGGCUGUCAACAGUCUCGGCGAGGCGACGUGUACAGCAGAGCUGCUGGUGGAGGUGAUGGCUGGAGAGGAGGAGGAAGAGGAGGAGGAGGAGGAGGAGGAGGAAUAAGGAUUCCUGUCGGAGGUUCAGGAGGCCUGCUGCUCCUCAGCCUGUCAGACCUGAGCAGGAGAAAAUUUACCCACAGUAAUAGUUUGGGGUUGGAGGUACAGGUGGGCGGAGUUUCUCAUACCUGAAUCUGAGCAUGUGCAGAGCUGCAGCUGGAGCUGAUUGAUCAGUAGCUGAGUUUGUGGCGUGAUUAUCUGAAGCACAACGAGCCCCAGUUCUCUGAACAGUGGCGGCUACGGUACUGAAUCCACAGACUCAGGACGCCUGUGUCACUGCAGGCGUGACACAGGCGUCAGGUAAACAGGUAA
Molecule: messenger RNA, 5744 nt
Organism: Fundulus heteroclitus (mummichog)
Lineage: Eukaryota; Metazoa; Chordata; Actinopteri; Cyprinodontiformes; Fundulidae
Product: myosin light chain kinase, smooth muscle
Exons: 37
Coding region: 136-5439 (1767 amino acids)
Biological process (GO): protein phosphorylation
Molecular function (GO): protein kinase activity; protein binding; ATP binding
Source: RefSeq, a predicted model, not a curated record